AUGGCCGGCAAAGAAGCCACAAAGCCUGCCUUCAAGGUUAUCAUCGCGGGGGGCUCAAUUGCGGGCCUUGCCCUGGCACACUGUUUAUACCACGCUGGCAUCGACUUCAUCGUCCUGGAAAAGCGACAUGAGAUAGGUCUACAGGAAGGAGCGUCCGUGGGGAUUAUGCCCAACGGAGGACGAAUCCUUGAUCAGCUAGGGCUGUACAGUGGUCUUGAAGACUAUUUCCACCCGCUAGAGGUUGCGUAUACGAGCUACCCAGAUGGAUUCACUUUCAUUAGCCAGUAUCCAAAGCUUUUGACGCAACGAUUUGGAUACCCACUAGCAUUUCUGGAUCGCCAAGUUCUCCUUCAGCAUCUGUACUCUUCGCUAAAGUGUCCGGAGAAUGUCUACACCAAUAAACAGGUGACUCGGGUCGAGCAAUCUUGCUCUUAUGUCCGGGUAUACACCAAGGAUGGGGAAUGCUACACGGGAAAUCUUCUUGUUGGCGCCGAUGGGGUUCACAGUCGGGUCCGAAGCGAAAUGUGGAGGUUGGAUUCCUCAUCUUGUCGCGGUAUGGGCUCGGAGAGCGAUUAUCGCGGGAUGGAAAUGGAGUAUGCCUGUGUAUUUGGGAUUUCAUCAGCCAACUCGAAGCUCCAGGCCGGACAGCAAAUCAAUUGCUACCGAGAUGGGUGGAGUAUACUAAGUGUUGUGGGUAAGCAUGGGCGAACAUAUUGGUUCUUGUUCUUGAAGCUAGACAAGAAGUAUCAAUAUCAGACCGCACCUCGACUUUCGUCCGAAGAUGCUACCAUCCACUGUGAGAAGAUUGCCGACGAGCCUUUUUACCACGAUGUGAAGUUUGGAGAUCUAUGGGAUAGGAGAGAAGUCUUCAACAUGGUUCCCUUGGAGGAGUAUGCUCUUACACAGUGGCAUCAUGGGAAUAUCGUCUGCAUUGGAGACAGCAUGCAUAAGAUUGCACCACACACAGGACAAGGCGCUAACUGUGCCAUCGAGGAUGCCGCGGCUCUCACCAACCGUCUGCGCCGUUUCCUUCAGGGCGACGGAGCAAGACUGAGGUCUUCCGACGAGCUCAACUACCUCCUACAGGAAUUCACAACGUCUCGCAUAGAACGCUUGUCAGUCAUUCACUUCUCAGCAAGAUUGGUAAUGAGGCUACACGCACGAGAGGGCCUUCUCUUUAGACUUGCUGGACGAUACUAUCUCCCGUAUGCCGGCGACAUUCCGGCCGAUAAGGCCUCAGCUGGGAUUGCGGAUGCACCGACGCUGGAUUUCAUCCCGCUACCUGACCGCACAGGGAGUGGCUGGAUAGAUUUUAAGAGAAGUACACGAAGUGCUCGACCUCGCUUGGUGCUGGGGUUCACUUUGCUUAUUUCCUUGCUGGUCGCAGUGCCGAGAAUUAGAGGGUGGUUCUUGCUUGUCUGA
This is a messenger RNA of Penicillium canariense, 1422 nucleotides long. RefSeq names its product FAD-dependent oxidoreductase. Gene Ontology annotation, molecular function: FAD binding. Lineage: Eukaryota; Fungi; Ascomycota; Eurotiomycetes; Eurotiales; Aspergillaceae. The transcript is spliced from 4 exons. The record is from RefSeq and is a predicted model, not a curated record. Bases 1 to 1422 code for a protein of 473 amino acids.